AUUGCAGGAGGUGCUCUCAUUGUGCAAUCCAUAAGUUCUCCUUCUUGAGGAAGAAAGCAAGCGACACGAUGAAGUUCUGAGAAUACUCGAGGAUUUCAAAUGGCGAACUACAUCAGAGGCCAUUACAAUAGGACCCGAAGGACGUCUCCUCAUUCAAUCACUCUUUAUAUUUUCCUCCUCUUUGCUCUAUCGAUCAUCAUAUUCAUUUUUAACAGCAGGGACGUCUUUGAAGAUAACCCAAAAUCUCCCUUCUCAUUGGAGCCCGAGCAGAAGGAAGUCGGACAUAUUUGGGAUGCUCCAUAUAGCAAUGGUUUACGGCCCUGUAUCAAGCCUACUGCUAGAUAUAAAGCUGCACUGGGAUGGGAUCACUACUUGACAGUUAAAAGUAACGGGGGUUUAAAUCAGAUGCGCACUGGUAUAGCUGAUAUGGUUGCGGUGGCGCAUAUGAUGAAUGCAACUAUGGUGAUUCCUCAGUUGGACAAGCGUUCAUUCUGGAAAGACUCAAGUAUUUUCUCAGAUAUAUUUGAUGAACACCAUUUCAUCCAAAUGUUACAAGGAGAUGUCAGGAUUGUCAGAGCGCUUCCAAAAGAAUUAGAAUCUGCGCAUCGAGCCAGGAAGCACUUCACCUCCUGGUCCAGUAUGGGAUAUUAUACUGAGAUGAAGCAAUUAUGGAAUGAAAACCAGGUCAUUCAUGUUGCUAAAUCUGAUUCUCGGCUUGCAAACAAUGAUCUGCCUCUUGACAUUCAAAGACUUAGAUGCCGUGCUCUAUACCAUGCUCUUCGCUUUUCUCCUCCUAUUGAGAGCCUUGGAAAGCAAUACGUGAUAGUAAUACCACCACAGAAGCUUGUGGAGAGGAUGCGGUUACGGGACCCAAGAUAUGUUGCUCUUCAUUUGCGCUAUGAAAAGGAUAUGCUGUCUUUUACUGGGUGUACUUAUGGUCUUACUGAUCAAGAAGCCGAGGAGCUUAGAGUAAUGAGGGAGAAUACAAAUCAUUGGAAGAUGAAGAAUAUCAAUUCCACUGAGCAGAGAAUUGGCGGUUUAUGCCCACUUACGCCCAAGGAGGUUGGAAUUUUUCUUCAUGCUCUUGGAUAUCCUAAGUCAACAUCAAUCUACAUCGCGGCUGGAGAAAUCUAUGGUGGUAACAGUCACCUUUUCGAGCUUACUUCCCGCUUUCCAAAUGUAGUUUCAAAGGAGAUGCUUGCAACCCAAGAGGAACUGAGACAGUUUUCCGGGCACGCAUCACAAAGUGCAGCAAUUGACUAUAUCAUCUCUAUUGAGAGUGAUGUUUUUAUUCCAUCACAUUCUGGUAACAUGGCAAGAACAGUUGAGGGGCAUCGUAGAUUCUUAGGCCACCGGAAGACGAUCACUCCUGACAGGAAAGGCCUUGUUGAAAUAUUUGAUCAGCUGGAAGCUGGGCAGCUUGAAGAAGGGCCAACUUUAUCACAUCUUGUGAACAGAUUGCACGAGGAUAGACAAGGUACUCCUAGAAAAAGAAAAGGUGCCCCGGCUGGAAUAAAAGGUCGGGCACGCUUCAGGUUUGAAGAACCUUUUUACCAAAAUCCAUACCCUGAAUGUAUAUGUGCUCCUAAGAGGCUUGCAAGAUGAGAGAGGGCAGGGACCCCCCUGGCUUCCCAGUUUUUCUUCUUGCAGUCUGUUCAAAUUAUAGAUUUCCUUCACGCAAGCGGUUACUCUAAUUAUCAGAAAUAAUUUUCUGUUUCUUACGCGAUGCGCAAUGCUCAAUUUGUGUUCUGCACUAAAAAUGUCCCUGUAUGUAAUCUUUGCUUCAAUUGACUAUAACAGAAAAGGAAGUGGUAUUUGAAGUUUGACGAAAAUUCUAUGAUAGUAGAGAAGAAAU
Cuscuta europaea is the source of this 1855-nucleotide messenger RNA. Lineage: Eukaryota; Viridiplantae; Streptophyta; Magnoliopsida; Solanales; Convolvulaceae. The record is from the annotation of a GenBank genome assembly.